AUGACGAUGAAGAUGAAGAAGAGGGUGACAACGAGCAAUGAAACCAAGGAGGUACAGAAAUACUGUAAACCAAAGGUGAUCUGGUCUGGGAAAUUUGAAAAGUACACAAAGAUUCCAUCUUUUGAUUCAUUGGAGUAGAACCCUGAUGCUAGGUAGUUGCAUAUAUGUGCAAAUGAGACUAUUCAUGGUGUUGAGUUUAAGGAUUACCCAACACCCAAAAAUGCAAGUGGCAUUUUGGUUGCUGAUAUGUCUUCAAAUUUUUGUUCCAAGCCUGUUGAUGUGUCCAAAUUUGGGGUGAUCUAUGCUGGGGUUCAGAAGAAUGUGGGGCCCUCUGGUGUAACCAUUGUGAUAAUCAGAAAGGAUUUGAUUGGGAAUGCUCAGCCAAUGACUCCUAUGAUGCUUGAUUUUAAGAUACAUGAUGAGAACAAUUCACUUUACAAUACCCUUCCUUGUUAUUGUAUUUACAUGUGUGGUUUGGUGUUUGAGGACCUUUUGGAACAAGGUGGUUUGAAGAAGGUUGAGAAGAAGAACAAGAAGAAAGCUGAGAUUCUCUACAAUGCCAUUGAUGAAAGCAAUGGCUUUUUUAGAUGCCCGGUUGAAAAGUCAUUGAGGUCUUUGAUGAAUGUGCCAUUUACUUUGGUGAAACUAGAAUUGGAGGCUGAGUUCAUUAAGGAGGCUGCUAAGGAAAAGAUAGUUCAGCUUAAGGGACAUAGGUCGGUGGGAGGUAUGAGAGCUUCCAUUUACAAUGAUAUGCCUUUGGGUGGGGUUGAGAAGUUGGUGGCUUUCAUGAAGGAUUUCCAGGCCAAGCAUGCUUAG
This is a messenger RNA of Gastrolobium bilobum, 816 nucleotides long. Its product is annotated as phosphoserine aminotransferase 1, chloroplastic-like. The record is from RefSeq and is a predicted model, not a curated record. Gene Ontology annotation, cellular component: cytoplasm; chloroplast stroma. Lineage: Eukaryota; Viridiplantae; Streptophyta; Magnoliopsida; Fabales; Fabaceae. Gene Ontology annotation, molecular function: pyridoxal phosphate binding; O-phospho-L-serine:2-oxoglutarate transaminase activity. The transcript has 2 exons. Gene Ontology annotation, biological process: L-serine biosynthetic process.